Suillus bovinus is the source of this 1249-nucleotide messenger RNA. RefSeq lists its product as uncharacterized. Bases 59 to 1123 code for a protein of 354 amino acids. The record is from RefSeq and is a predicted model, not a curated record. The transcript has 7 exons. NCBI's taxonomy places the organism in Eukaryota, Fungi, Basidiomycota, Agaricomycetes, Boletales, Suillaceae.
CGUUCGGGCUGACUCUGACACCGUCUCUGUUCAGUGUGUUCAUCGCGCGGUGCUGGGUAUGAGCUACCUCAGUCAAUUCCGACUCCAACAGGCACCUGUACCAUUGUUCCCCCGGGCUGCUACAUCUAGCCUGCCGUCAUCCCCACUUGCGGCACGAACACCACUUCGGUCAGUCACACGAGGCGAGGUCAGACGACGGAUCGAAUCUACAGAGUCGGAGGCUGAGACCAAGCGGCUCAAGACUUGCGCUACAGACGUUUGCAGGACCAAUGGGUUACCUGAUGAUGCGCUAGAAGAAUUUGCUACAAAACCCGAAAAGGAGAUGCUACUUAACAUCAUGGGGCAUCUCAUUGCCCUAGACAAGCGAAAGGCGAGAGAUGAUGCUCGUGAGCUCAUUAGCUCGGCGGAAUUCAAGCAAUCACUCACCGACAGGCUUCGCGCUUGCCUAUUGUCUCCAAAUCUCUCAGGAUAUGUGACGCACUUGUCUCAGAACCUCUUCGAAUUCGUAAAGAAACACCCUUCUGUAUUCAAGAUACCCCUCGCCGCCCUGCAGGAUCUCGAACUUAUGAAUAAGUUGGACUCGAUGAUUAAGGAACUGCUUACGCAGCAGCGCGGAAGCAUGAAACAAAAGAUCGUUACUUCCGCUGAUAGAGGAUCAAAUAUCCAUGCGCUCUGUCGGUCGUUAUCAGGUAACUGCACCGAGAUUACUUCAGCACACUGGUCUUGUGUGGCCUUUCUGCGUUCUUCACUGAUCCAAUUCUGGACUGUCGUUGCAGAGAGCGCAAAGUCCCAAGAGGAAGUCACUUUGAACAGCAACCAUGAACACGUGCCGGCAGAUAUGGAAGGUGACGAGGCCGAUUCCAGCCCUUCAACGAUCACACAGUGCACUUGGACGUUUAAUCAAUACUGGAGCUAUAUCGACGUUCUUUUGGGUGAGCUCAGGGACGACGCUAAGAAGAAUACAUCUACGACACAGGCAGCUGAAGAAUUCGUUAAACAAUUUUUCACAGAGGUCCUCCAAGCUGACUUACGAAAAUACCCGAGUACAACGUCCCUCGCUCCAUCCCUCGACUCCAUGACUGUGGACUGGCAAAAGACAAUUCAUAGCAAACUUAUUUGGUGAUUCUUAUGUUAUGUCCUACUAUACUUUAGAUACACCGUGAUAAUAAUGAUGGAUUGCUCCCAUAUUUUUUACCGUCGCUGGAAGUUUAUGUUCUGAUAUAUAUAUAUAGUUGAGUUUUAAUGUCAC